This is a messenger RNA of Aspergillus tanneri, 2658 nucleotides long. Its product is annotated as DnaJ domain protein. The transcript has 3 exons. NCBI's taxonomy places the organism in Eukaryota, Fungi, Ascomycota, Eurotiomycetes, Eurotiales, Aspergillaceae. The record is from RefSeq and is a predicted model, not a curated record. The coding region runs from base 1 to 2658 and encodes 885 amino acids.
AUGGUCAAAGCAGAUGUUCAUAGGGAUUACUAUGCGGACCUGGGUCUUACGCCUAGCGCAGAGUCAGAAGAUAUAAAAAAGCAGUUCAGAAAACUAGCUCUCAAAUAUCAUCCGGAUCGAAACCAGGGUAGAGAGCUGGAAUUUAUUGCCAAGUUCCAGGCCAUCCAGGCUGCCAAUGAAAUCCUCAGUGAUCCGCAACAGCGGCUGAAAUACGACACAGAUCGGCUGCGCGCUGGGUAUGGGAAGCUCUAUGGGCCUCCCAAACCCAACACGGCUCGAAAAACUGCUCCAAGCAACUACCCUUCCACACCAACGGGGAAAUCUCCGAACGCGAAACAACCGUUUUCUGCGCGUCCUCAGUCUUUCCACGGCGGUCCAUCUACUGGUGCACAGCGGUAUGCUAGCUAUGCCCGAGCGGCUCCGAAGCAACCAUGGGAGAAGGUGCGGGAUGAGGGACAAACCCGUGCUGAUGCAUACCGCGGAUUUCAAGAAAUGAAAGGAAACUCAAUGCCUGGUUGGAACCAGUUCGAUCCCCGCACAGGAAGAUCGGCAUAUUCUGGAGCUACGCCUCGGCCUCAUGCUACAUCUGCUGGCCAACGACCCAAGUCCGCCUAUGAAUACUUCAAAACCUCUCCCAAACCGGCGACAGAAGCUGGCCGUGCUCAAUCUACCCGAAAGAAGCAAGGGUUUGCCCCGCGAGCUGCUGGUGGAGACGAGCCUAUGGCUUCCAACACAUCCUCCUACUCCAAUAUUCCCCGAGGCGAGCGUGCCCAGACCAACAAUCACUUCUUUGGCUCUGCCCCGUCCCCAACCGCAAGGAAGGCAGCCGCAGGAUUUCAGAAUCGAGCGGAGACUCCAAGCACUCCGGAGUUUGAACGGACAAGCAGCAAGUACGCCAGCACCGGAGGCGAGAAGACCUAUUUUUCAAGCACCGGGUUCGCGCGGUCUUCGAGCGUGCGCGAGUCGCCCGAGAGCCCAAAACCAUAUCCACGGACGAAUCCUCCUAGCCCGACGCCUCCAGAUCCUGGUAGGCAUAGAAGUGCCAGCCCCAAACUGAAAACGGACAGAAACCGGAAUUACUCCUCCACAAGCUCAAGUGAUGAUGAAUACGAGAAUACCUAUCCCACACAAAAACCUAAAGCAGUCCCGAAGAGCAGGCUUCACCCCUAUCAAAAGUACUCCCCCCAUCAAAAGUACCCCGACCUUCAUGCACAACAGCAAGGGGGCUCUGCAACUGAAGGCCAUGAUUCCGGCAAUGCAGCUUCACCUGCAAGUAUAUUCGGUACUAACGGCCAGGAGCCUUUCGGAUCCACUGAAGCCUCCAGGCCUAGCGGUGCACAUCAGACGGAGGCGUUCAAAAGUAGUAGUCAUGAUGAGCUAAGGAAGCCGUUCAUCGCAAAUAAUUGGGGAGGAUCCGACUUCUUCAAGCCAAAUCUAUCUGACAAAGACCAGCCCCAAUCAACAACUAGGCCGAGCAGUCGGGGCCGGGCCGCAAGAAGAAACGGCCAAAGCGGAACAGGCAAUUCGGCGGGUAUGCCCACUCAUGACUCGUUACGUUCAGGAUCUUCCUCUCAACAAUAUACCCCUUUUGCCAAAGCAAGUUUUCAUGCGCAUGGCUGGGCCGAGAAAUUAAGAGACAUGCCUUGGGUUAUGCUGACGGAGGACGGAUCCAAGAAGGAACAUUCGGCGGCCAACGUUCAGCGUCCCCGAAGCCCUCGAAAGCAAAAUAAUCGGCCAGGAGCUAAAGUACGAUCUACACCGCAACCAGCAAGUGUCUCCACAGAAGCUGAGGAGGGAAAGCCAACGGUUGACGGAGCUCCCAAACCGAAAUCUGCCAAGACGAGGUUAGAUGAUGGCGAAGCCAUGGAUCUUGAUGAUGAUCCCCCUGCAAAUGGCACGCACGCAGGCACAGAGCCGAAAAAUGCCGCCGAUACUCUAAAGGAGAAUCCUGAACCGAAACAUGGGCCAGCUUCAAGUGGCCCUAGUAAAGAGGAAGCUGAAGACUCGAAGAGCCGGCUAUUUGACUUGAAGAACCUACGAAACACAGCCCCAUUCACACCUUCAAGCACUGGCGGCAUCGAAGAUUUGCAGGAUAUCUACGCGACCCUUCCCUUCGAAUCUCGUGCCAGGGCUUCCAGAACAACAAUGACCGACAUUCGCCCUCGGGAACUCAAUUGUCCCAAUCCACCAAAGCGUCCGGAGCCACCGCAACUCGUACCUGUCAGUGUGGGAUCCCAGCAAGUGGGACUCCAACGGGCUGCAUGGGGCCGGUAUGUUUUAGAGAUGAACACAUACAUGCAGGAGUGGAACACUUUUAACCACCGCAUAUUAAAUCACUUCAAUGCGCGUCAGGAGGCCAUUAAGACGGGGAUGGCACCGAACUGGAUUAGCGCUGUCGGGGAUUCGACGCGCAUCAAAGUCGAUGACCAGAGUGAACAGGAGGGUCGACGAGAUGCAAAGGACGAUGAUGACGAUGAAAAUGAUGACAGGAUAGUGGCAGGUAGCGGUAAAGGUGGUUACAGUGCCUAUCUGCGCGGAUUGGAAGAAGACGCGAAGGUACUGAAGCACUGGGAGGUUGCGCGGGAGUUGCACCGGGAAUGCAUCUUAAAGCUGGGACAGACGCGAGAAUGGAUUUUAGAUGGUGGUAGGCUCAUCUGA